Molecule: messenger RNA, 1113 nt
Organism: Eucalyptus grandis
Lineage: Eukaryota; Viridiplantae; Streptophyta; Magnoliopsida; Myrtales; Myrtaceae
Product: co-chaperone protein p23-2
Exons: 6
Coding region: 192-650 (152 amino acids)
Biological process (GO): protein folding; chaperone-mediated protein complex assembly
Cellular component (GO): nucleus; cytosol
Molecular function (GO): protein-folding chaperone binding; Hsp90 protein binding
Source: RefSeq, a predicted model, not a curated record
UUGACUCCCCGAAGCUGAUAUUCCUUACUGGAAAGCGACGCUCCCAUACGACGCCGCCGCCGACACUUGCGCGCUCCUCCUCCUCCCUCCUCCCUCCUCCCCGCUCCCCUCUCCUCUUCCUCCUCCUCCGGCUGCGCUCGGCCGCCUCGCGCCAGUCUCGCUCGCCGUCGGCCUUCCAUCCGCGGCCGGAAAUGAGUCGUCAACCCGAGGUUCUUUGGGCGCAGAGGUCAGACAGGGUGUACCUUACCAUUUCUUUGCCCGAUGCGAAGGAUGUCUCGGUGAAAUGCGAGCAGCAGGGUUCGUUCAGUUUCUCGGCCGUUGGGGUGCAGGGGGAACCCUUCAGUUUCAGCUUGCAACUGUAUGGAGCGAUAGUGGCGGAGGGUUGUAAGACAAAAAUGGGGCUGAGGAAUAUAUUCUGCACGAUCCAGAAAGAGCAGAAAGGUUGGUGGAAAAGACUUUUGAAGACGGAAGAAAAACCAGCACCUUACCUGAAGGUUGACUGGAACAAAUGGUGUGAUGAAGAUGAGGAAUCAUCUUCUGAUUUAGGAUCUGAUGGCGAUGAUGCUACGUAUGGAGGUGAAGAUGAUGAAAGCAGUGAUGAUGGAGGAAUGCUCUAUCUUCCUGACUUGGAGAAGGCUAGAGGAAAUUAGUAAAGAAGUAGCGCGAGAGGUCCAUCUCCGGUAUGCACUGUUUGGUGCACUUGAGGAGGUUCGGCAUAUAAUAGGAAGCAACCAGUAGAACUCAUGGAUGCUUGCAGCUUAGCCCAUCAGGUUGUCUACAGUCUCAGCCAAUCUAGAUCAUUACUAUCGACUUCGUUUUGCAUGUGAGUACUUGAGUAUUGAUCCAGCCGCUAUUAAGGGAGGUCUUAUUGCUCUGGUAGCUUCGGCGCAUUUUGUCUCCAGUCUCCCCCGAUCAACGAUCCCGCUCUGAUGUUGAUCUGUGCCGACUUUGCUAACAAGUAACUAAUGCAUGAACUGGACCUAACUUGAUACUCUAGUUGCUCUAUAUGCUAUCAUCCACUAGGAUGAAAUUUAUUUGGCUGAUUAAUUUUCUGCCCUAAUCAGCUGGUUUGGCCAAGAAAACGAAAGGAAAUAAUGAACUGGUGUUUGGUCA